Pneumocystis jirovecii RU7 is the source of this 369-nucleotide messenger RNA. RefSeq lists its product as uncharacterized. The record is from RefSeq and is a predicted model, not a curated record. The transcript has 3 exons. Lineage: Eukaryota; Fungi; Ascomycota; Pneumocystomycetes; Pneumocystales; Pneumocystaceae. Bases 1 to 369 code for a protein of 122 amino acids.
AUGGGAGGCGAGUGUUCAUUACCUGGUUGUACCCUCUGUUUUCUCCGCUUUGUUCUUCCAAGAAGCUUUAGUGUUACCUAUUCGCCAGAACCUAAUGAUGGAACUGGUGUCAGAAAUAUAGACAAUACAGUAGCUAACUAUUGCAGUGGUUUGAUUAGUGUUUUGGCAGAUGGCGCUCCAACAUUACUUUCUGGUUUAACGGAAUGCCUUAGUAGCCACAGUUUAUCUGGCCCUAAACACAAUAGUAAUGAACAAUGUCCGCCAUGUCAGAAUCAAGAUACAAACCAAAAUGGUCCAAAAAAUAGUCAAGAAACACAAAAUUCCAAUGUAUCUAAAAAGGGGCUCUUCCAGUUCUGUAAUGUUAUGUAA